Rhizophagus irregularis DAOM 181602=DAOM 197198 is the source of this 992-nucleotide messenger RNA. The record is from RefSeq and is a predicted model, not a curated record. NCBI's taxonomy places the organism in Eukaryota, Fungi, Glomeromycota, Glomeromycetes, Glomerales, Glomeraceae.
AUGCCGGUGUUGCGUUAAAUUUUUUUUUACCCACGUGAUAAUCCAUUUGUUUAUCUUUUGCACUAAAAAAAAAGCCCAACAUUUAUGUAAAAUUCUAUCUUCUUCCAUAAUUGUUUACUUUAUAUAAUUUGUAUAAUUUGUUUAUCACUUUACUAUAAAAAAAAAAAUUUUUUUUCCCUCCCCUAAAAAUAUGACUUACGUCACAAGACUAUCCGUUAGAAAAAAUAAGCAAGGAAAAAAUGAAAUAAAUAAUAAAAAUAAAAAGAGUAAUGGAAAGAGUCGCAAUAAUCAGAAGCAAAAAAGAAAAAUUUCCACUUUACCUCCGCAAAAACCUCAAUAUGUUAAAGUAUAUAUUAAUGAUAUUUUAGCUAUUAAAAGUCAAGAUGGAGAAGAAUACGCUUUAUUAUCUUAUUCUGAUCCGAACUUGGAAUCAGAUUGGCAACCAAUACGUAACCUUCGAAAUGCUAAUGAUCUCGUUAAAGACUUUCGAAGUAAAUUGACUCAAUCUCAAGUCGAAAAUUCUAAUCCAAAUCAAAUGAUAAUUGAUGAAGAAAAUUGUAGACAUCAUAGUGAUUUUAGUGAAUCCACAGUAACAUCUCCCGAUACAAUUUUCGACCAAGAUUAAGUGUAAUCGGUGAUAAAAUUGGACUAAGAAAGUUCCAAUAGAAUGGAAGAAUUCUUUUAUUGGAAUUAUUUCAUAUUUUUAGAUUUUCUCUCUCUCUCUCUCUCUUUUUUUUUCUUUCAAUGUGAUGAAGGUUAACAAGCCGAACAAUUCAAUCGGAACAUUCAGGAUAGGUUUUUAGUAGAUAUUUUAUACUAUAGUAUAAAAUUUCUUCUGUAUUACAAACAUUAUUGAAUAAUUAAUUUUUUUUUUAUAAUGGAUUAAAAACCUAAUUGCUUUGUGGUAAAAAAUUUGAAAUUAAUAGAUUUUAAUUAAUAUUAAUUUACUUUUAAUUUAAGAGAAAAAAACAGAAAAUCAUGAAAAAAUUAUG